CAUUAUGUCAGGGUCUCUCACUUCGAUUCUUGAAGUCUGUCAUUUAAUUUUGUCUUCAAAUCGGAAGUAUCCAAUGAUUGUUAAUUCCAAAUCUCCAUAUAUGUUAUGCAAAUUGAUCCGAUCACAAAGUCCACAUCCAGAAUAGCAACAGGACAAAAUCUCCAUCUAGCAUAGGGACAAGACAAUUCCUCGGAGACAACCUGAUUACACACUAACAGACCUGUGAUACAUCUGUGAUGUCAUGAGGAAAUCAAUUUCACCAAACACCAGUUCACAACAGAUAUUUCUGCUGCAUUUAAAGUCCUGUACUGUAUAAAGUGAUGAUAUAAUUUCCCGUGAGACAGAGUUGAUCUGCUGUUGAAUGUAGAUGUCAUAUUGUUGUUUACGGUAACCUUGUGUAGGGAAUCUGUCCAUCAUUGAGGUCCGUGAGGCUGUGAGUAAUGCGAGGAGGCUCGGGUGUUUACACAACAGUGCUGGUGCAGUACUGCAGAUGUGCAGUACUGCAGAUGUUUGUUAUGUAGCUAUGGGUACCUAAUGAACGUUACCAGACACGUGUACGUACACACCCAGACACACGUGUACGUACACCCCCAGACACACGUGUACUUACACCCCCAGACACACGUGUACGUACACCCCCAGCACAGCCGUUAGUGUGAAGGACAUUGCUGUACCUGUUUGCCAAAGAAAGGACCUGGUAUACAGUUCUCAUCACUGAAUAGCUGGGCAGUCUGUGUAGUUUAACGUCCAAGACAUGGAGCAUACAGGGGCCUACUAUGUCCAGUCUCAGCAGCGCCAGGCCGCCUCUGCCCGGUCACUCAUGGAACAUAUCUCUAAACUGGACAUUGACUCGGAGCCACACGAGGUCAGAAAAUCAGGCAUCAUCUGUACCAUAGGCCCUGCCUGUCGGGAUGUUGACGUUCUACAGAAGAUGAUCAUUGAAGGAAUGAACAUAGCUCGUCUCAAUUUCUCACACGGAACUCACGAGUACCAUGAGGGAACUAUCAAGAACCUUCGCACAGCCAUCGAGGGAUUCUCUAAUCGCCGUCCGGUGGCUAUCGCCCUGGACACCAAAGGGCCUGAGAUCAGAACGGGACUACUGGAGGGGGGGCCAUCAGCAGAGUUGACCCUCAUUACAGGAGCGACCAUUAAAAUAACUACUGACGACCAGUACAUGGAGAAGUGCUCCAAGGACGUGCUCUGGGUCGACUACAAAAAUAUCACCAAGGUUAUGAAGGUCAAGGACAGGAUUUUCAUUGACGACGGCCUGAUCUCGGCUGUCGUACAAGAAGUAGGGGCAGACUUCCUCAUGUGUCAGAUAGAGAACGGAGGAGACCUGGGCAGUAAGAAGGGCUGCAACCUUCCAGGGAUCGCUGUAGAUCUACCCGCUGUGUCGGAGAAGGACAAAGCUGAUCUACUAUUUGGUGUUAAACAUGGUGUGGACAUGGUGUUCGCCUCCUUCAUCAGGAGUGGUCAGCACAUCCAAGACAUCCGCGACGUCCUCGGUCCCGACGGUGCUAACAUUAAAAUCAUUGCCAAGAUUGAGAACCACGAAGGAGUGAAAAGAUUUGACGAGAUCCUGAAGGAGACGGACGGAGUCAUGGUGGCUCGUGGUGACCUUGGCAUAGAGAUUCCGGCGGAGAAAGUCUUCCUCGCCCAAAAGAUGAUGAUCAGUCGCUGUAACCGCAAAGGCAAGCCAGUCAUCUGUGCCACACAGAUGCUUGAAAGCAUGGUGAAGAAGCCGCGACCAACCAGGGCCGAGUCGAGUGACGUGGCCAAUGCCGUCCUAGACGGAGCUGACUGUGUCAUGUUGUCAGGAGAGACUGCCAAGGGAGAUUACCCACUUGAGUCGGUCAAGAUGAUGCACAAGAUCUGUCGGGAGGCUGAGUCGGCCGUGUAUACCAGUCAGUACUUUGAGGAGAUCCGUAAGGAUAAUGCCCAAAACUUUGAGGUCACUAACACUGUCGCCAUCGCUGCUGUCGAGGCAUCCUUCCACUGCAACGCUGCCGCCAUCAUCGUCAUCACUACAACAGGACGGUCUGCCCAACUGAUUUCCAAGUACCGCCCCCGAUGCCCAAUCCUGGCAAUCACGCGCAAGGCCCAGACUGCUCGCCAGAGUCAUUUAUACCGUGGCGUGUUCCCCAUACAUUAUGCAGAACCACGAGAAAAUCUUUGGACAGCAGACAUGGACAAACGUGUGUAUGAAACGAUCGGCUUUGGUCGAGAAAAGUGCAUCCUUAAAACGGGUGACCUGGUAGUGUUAUUGAGUGGUUGGCAAGCAGGGAGUGGCAAUACCAACACGAUCCGUAUACUGACAAUGUCGGACGGAGAGAACACGCCCAUUCACCAUUGUCUACCCAACACCACCCAUACUGAUUAAACAUCACCAACCACCUUACUGAAGUGCCCUGAACAUUUUGAACAUUUUACCUGUGAUAGUCAGUGCCAUACAAUUCUGUGAUACAACAUACCUGUAUUCCCUCAGUAAUUAGUAUUGGAGUUCUCCUGUGAUACAACAUACCUGUAUUCCCUCAGUAAUUAGUAUUGGAGUUCUCACCCUCCCUCCAGAUCCCUAUGGAGAACCCCCCAGAACCUACCAGUGCAUCGUUCCAUAAUAUGUAUACCAUUAUAUACCAUUAGUGUUGUAUUAGGCAGCUCAAACGGACCUUCCUGUAACGAUGAAUGCAUCAGUGUAAAAAUAGGUGUACUAUAGCUGUUAUUGCAAUAUUAGACAUCAGGGGUGUUUAAAAAUCAUCUCUCAGGGAGCACUUCUACAGACCUUCUUUAAGAUCAAGAAACAUGUAAAUGUCCAUUUUUUCAAAUUUUGUUCCACGUCUAUUUCAAAAUAAUUCUCCUAAGCAUCCAAGGCACUUGUCUUUUACUUUAUAGAUUAUUUAUCUUUACUAGGAAGAUGAUAAUGAAAUUAAAUGAUAGUGUGAGUAACUGAUGCUGGAGAGAAUUUAAUGAUAAUGUUAUUGAGGACCUGCUCCCUUUAUGUAUUAGGGGCCAAAAAGAGGUGUAUCAUGGAUUGAUGUGGAGGGUGCAUAUUACCACAGUUAUGAUAGCAAAUAUUUAUUGAAAGUCUAUUCAAAGGUGUAAUUCCCUUCCCUUUCUAUGUGUACACAAAAUUGUUUAAAAACCGAGCGACAGAGAAAUUUUACAAAAUAUGGUAUACAGAAUGGGCUGGACAGACUGGGGUUGUGUAUGGAAUUUGUUCCUAGUUCAUUGUUGAUCUCGUCUGUUGUCCUUUUGACCUGUUUAUAUUGCUGAUGAUGAAUGCAACAUGUGCAAUAUUUAUUGAAAAUGUUAAUGACAUUA
This is a messenger RNA of Mizuhopecten yessoensis (Yesso scallop), 3318 nucleotides long. RefSeq names its product pyruvate kinase PKM-like. Lineage: Eukaryota; Metazoa; Mollusca; Bivalvia; Pectinida; Pectinidae. The record is from RefSeq and is a predicted model, not a curated record. The transcript has 11 exons. Gene Ontology annotation, molecular function: potassium ion binding; pyruvate kinase activity; magnesium ion binding. Bases 755 to 2380 code for a protein of 541 amino acids. Gene Ontology annotation, biological process: glycolytic process. Gene Ontology annotation, cellular component: cytoplasm.